AUUUCCAUAUCUGGAAUAUCUGAAGAUGCCGGCAAAGGAUCCACAAUCCGGACAUUCAUAGUCUCUAUUUUGCUCCCCGGCUGUUGCUUUCAACCUUGGGGGUCUGUCUUGAUUGCAUCUGCGGACCCAUCUGUCUGUCCAUCCGGAUGGUAUAUCUAUCCGUGCAGAGUCUACAGGAUGAAAAGUCAGGCCGAUGUGAUAAUGAGUCGAUUUCACUUCUUCACCAACACUCGUACAAAGUUUGGCCUGUACCCUGGCUGCAGCCGUCUUGCCGUUAUUGAUUGCUGAAAAAUGGCGUCGAAACCGGGAGGCCAUUUCCUCCAAGGGAAACGCAUUAUCGUGGCAGGAGGGGGCAUCGCGGGGGCGAUCUUUGUCGCAGCCUUGGACCAGCUAUGGGACUCUUCUCUGCCACGGCCCGUGGUCACGGUGUUUGAGAGGGAGAAGAGCCGCGAGGCUUCUGUCCAGCAAGAUCCUUACACGCUCACCCUUAACGGCGGCAAUCAAGACGAAGGGCUGGUGGCGCUCCAGCAACUGGGACUUCUGGAGAAGGUUCGCUCAGCGCCCUCGACAAUCCUCAACAGCGGCGUCAUCAUGGUGUGGAGCGACAGCUGGAAAUACCUGGCCUCCAUCAACCCGAAACCCCAUCAAGGCUUACCGGCGGCGACAAUGCGUAUCACGCGCCAGCACUUGAAAGAUAUCCUGUUGGAUCGGACCGACAAGGAGUCAGCGAAGAAGAUCACCGUCGACUGGCGGUACGGGUGUACCUGUACUCGGGCGGAACGGCUGUCAUCGUCGACAAGCGGACCUCUCCGGGUUACCAUCGCCGACAGAGCACAAGACGGCAGCGACAGAUCGUGGACCCAGAACUGUGACCUCCUCAUUGUGGCCGACGGACCCGACAGCGUGCUGCGAGGGAGCUUCUUCCGGUCUCAAGACACAAAGCCGAAUUACGUGGGCGUUACGCAGAUCGGCGGCAUCUCGCGUCUACCCUCGGGCCUCCCUCGUCCCAUCCACGAAGAUUAUGGUCUGCAGAUGUCCUCGGGAGAAGGCGUCUGCUGCAUAUACACUCCCUUUGAUGACACAACCGUCGGCUGGGCAUUGAGUAAGAAAGGGGAGCCCAGACGAGAGGCCAAGGUGGGAUACGAAAAUGAGCCGAAGGCGUUCGAUUUGCUGAAGAUGGAGGCCUUAAAGACGGCGUCCAUGUUCCAAGAGCCCUUCAGGACCGUUGUCGAAGCCACGGAUCCAGCCACCGCUUUCGUCCGCCUGGCCAUGGAGAAACACCCUUUUCGGCAUGACACAGCCACGGCAUCAUCACCUCUGUUGGGAACGUCAGGAGCAGUCGUCUUUAUCGGCGACGCGAACCACACUCUCAACCCGUACGUGUUGGACGGGGCGAACCUGGCCCUCAAGGAUGGCUGGGACCUCGCUGAGCAGAUGUGCCGCAACUCACACUCCAUCGAGGCUGCGGUCGACGCCUACGACAAGCUCAGCGUCCCUCGCGCUCAACACGUCAUACAUUUCUCAAAAGAGCGCAUUCGGUUUGGCCAUAGCACGGGCCUCACGUGGAAGGUGUACAAGUAUGGUAUGGCCGCCCAGAGAGCCAUGGCUAAGAAGGACUAGUCAAGUCCGGCCAAUGUCGACUAGUGAGGUUUGUUAGGGGAGAGGAGAUAGGACUUGGUAGGAACUGCGCUUGUGACUGUGCAGCAUUUGUGUUCAGCGUUCUCGUAUUGGCAUGAAGACCCGGUGAUGUGGGAAGCGAAUUCAGACUUUGCACAUUGCAUGCCCCAUGGUGUAAUGUGCUAAUGCAAGAACGAUCAUUCUUCCUCUCUUUCGUUUGUGGGGUCCGAUGCAGAGAGGGCGCUCCCCAAUGUGAUUCGCAUCCACAUUGAGUGCGCCUGUCUUUCUUCCGGGUUGACAGAUAUUGGUCUCGCAUAAUGACUGCCACAGGAUGUCACAUCAUCUUCAUCAUGCUCGAAGGUAGC
This is a messenger RNA of Exophiala viscosa, 1982 nucleotides long. RefSeq names its product putative monooxygenase. NCBI's taxonomy places the organism in Eukaryota, Fungi, Ascomycota, Eurotiomycetes, Chaetothyriales, Herpotrichiellaceae. Bases 292 to 1620 code for a protein of 442 amino acids. The record is from RefSeq and is a predicted model, not a curated record. The transcript has a single exon. Gene Ontology annotation, molecular function: monooxygenase activity.